AUGUGGCGCUCCAGUGGCUGCUAUCUCCGACGGAUGUGGGACACUUCUUCUCUGAUGUCUGGGGCUGCUGUCGCAGGCCGAGAUCGAGGCCACGGUCGCAAGGCGCAGCUGAGAUCACCGGGCCUGGUCUUCGGUCAGGACAUCAACGUCGCAAGGUGCGCGGAAGACGGCAGCCAGAUUAUGUGCAAUGGUCAGGGCAGGGCGGAUCCAAAGAAGAUCGCCCGCCAGGUGGCGGACGGGUGCUCCGUCCAGGUGGUCCAUCCACAGCGCUUCGCCGCGCCCGUGGCCGAGCUGCUCAAGCGCCUCGAGGCCCACUUCGGCUGCCUUUGGGGGGCCAACAGUUUCCGGACGCCUCCGGGAAGCAUGGGCUUCAAGGCACAUCACGAUGAGGUCGAGGUCUUCAUGCUGCAGUUGGAGGGCGCCAAGCGCUGGCGCCUGCACCGCUGCCCCAGCGGCCCGCUGCCCCGCAGCUACUGCUGGGACUACAAGGAGGAGGAGCUAGGCCCUCCCCUCAUGGAGCUGACAUUGGAAGCUGGCGACUUGCUGUAUCUCCCCCGAGGCACUGUGCACAAGGGGAUCGCGGUGGAGGGCCGCCCUUCGCAUCACCUCACCAUCUCUACCUACCAGAGGUUUUGCUGGGCCGACUUCUUGGAGAAGGCGCUGCCGGCUGCCUUAGAAGCAGCGGUGGCUGCGGAGUCUCGCUACCGCCGCGGACUUCCCUUGCGAUGCCUGGGGACUCUGGGGUGCCAGUAUCGUCCUCUCGGCAGCGCUUGCGGGAAUACGGAGCGACAGGCGUGCAUCUCGGAGCUCCGAGGGCUGUUGGCGGGCCUUGCGGACCACGCGGCAGCGGCUGCGGAUGUCGCUGGAGAUUUCCUGGCAGCGCAGUUCGUGGGCCGACGGCUUCCGCCGCCGUCCGGUCAGAAGGGCCCGGACCCGGCCUCCGGUGGAGCCCUGGAGGCGCGCUGGGCGGAGCCCGCCGCGGUGCGCGUCGUGGUCGAGCGCUCUCCUGGCCAGGAGCCUGAGGUGCAAAUCUACCACGCUUUGGAGAAUUCCACGGACAAGCACAUGAUGCCUGGGGUUGAGCCGUCUCCGGCCUGCAUCGUGCUCGAGGGCCAGCAGUGCCUUCCCAGUCUGCAGGCACUGAACACCGCGCCUUCCGGUUCCUGGGUCCCUGGCCCGGAGCUUGACCCGGAGCUCUUACAAGGACUCUGGGAGCACGGCCUGUUGGAGACGCGGCUGGCCGAGCCAUGGCCAAUGGCCAGGAAACGCAAGGCCGUCAAUGUCGUGGGCCGGCCUGGGCACCGCCUCUUCCUCCUGCGUCGAGCAAAAAAGUUGCGCCGCAGCAGCAUUCACUGCGAGGGCCUCGAUGCGCCGACGCUGCGCGAGGCAGAGGCCUUCCUUCUCAACUACAAGCUGGCCUCAACCUGGCUCCAUCGGGUGCGGCUUCGUGAAAAGCUCAGCGCAGGCGGCGUGGUGCGGCUCCGGGGUGCCCUGCCUGACAGCGUUGCCCGGCUCGCGCUGCGGACGCUGGAGGAGCUCCCAAAUGCAUCCUGGAACCUGACGCAAGCGGGCCGCGACGCAGCCAGGAACAAUGUGGCCCACCGCUUCUCCUCACGCCGCUUCGGCUCGGAGACACUCGACCGCCUCUUCCGAGUGCUCGGGGAGCUACUACCAGGCGAGCUGAACUCCUUCUCCGCAGGGCGCUAUCUCCAAGGGGACCACAUCGAGCGACACGACGAUCGUCAGUACACCGACGUGCGCAUGGAUGAUGGAUCCACGGUGCUUUGCUCGCGAACGGUGGCGGUCAUUUGGUACCUGACACCCGACUGGCAAAAGGAGUGGGGUGGAGCUUUCCAAGACCUGGAGACCGGAGAGGAGAUUCUCCCAGAGUUCAACACCAUUGUGGCAUUCAACGUCCCGCGCUUCCACGCUGUCCAGCCUGUGACCGGGAGAACACCUCGAUACUCGAUCUUCGGCUGGUUCCUGCGGCCAGGCAAGCUCUACAGCCUGGAGAGCGGCUGUUGA
Molecule: messenger RNA, 2025 nt
Organism: Symbiodinium natans
Lineage: Eukaryota; Dinophyceae; Suessiales; Symbiodiniaceae
Source: the annotation of a GenBank genome assembly